Messenger RNA from Oldenlandia corymbosa var. corymbosa, 660 nucleotides. The record is from the annotation of a GenBank genome assembly. NCBI's taxonomy places the organism in Eukaryota, Viridiplantae, Streptophyta, Magnoliopsida, Gentianales, Rubiaceae.
GCCAAAGCUCUACUUCAGAGAUCAUAGCUUAAGAAUACUAAAAGAAGCCACUGAAAACUCUGAAACAUAAAAAUGGAAUCUUUGAAGAAACUAUCCGAAGCCAACAGUCCUGAUGAUGGAGAAAAAAUAGAGGGUAUGCACAACGCAAUGAGCUUGGUUAUGCUUGAAUGGCAGGAAGCUGGCGGCCAUCUUAAACUGGUGCUGGAUACGUUUCGUGAAUGUCUCGGUAAACUUGAGUCAAAAGAGAAAUAUUUGAGGGUUCUUGAAGAAUCUGUAAAACAGAGUUGUUGGAAAGAGUUUGAUUCCAGGAGAAGGUGGAUCGAGACGGGAUUACAAAGAUUGGAUGAGAAACGGCUAUCUCGGAAUGGGGCUCUGCGGGAAAUAGAAAUCGAGGAAACUCAAUUCGGGAAAAGGGUUGAGGAUUUUCUUCUGGUAGAGGAGGAAAUCCAUGGUGCCCUGAAACUGAAACAGAGGCAAAUGGAGGAAAUGGAGACAGAGGUUGACUCAAAGGAGGGAACUUUAAGGUGCAGAGAAGAUCAGAUGGAUGCAGAAGAGAAGAAUUUGGAGUUGAGGCUAACUAAAGUUGAUGAGAUGGAACGAAAUGUGGAGAGAAGAAAACUAGAAAUUGAUUCGAAGGAGAAAGUUGAAAUUAAUCAUUAA